AUGCCCAUAGUGAGAUUAAUCCCCGCAGAUUAUACAGUUAAGAAUUUCUUCAAGAACUAUGAAGUUUCCAUUUUGAAGAAUGAAUCAUAUAAAUGGGGUAUUCGCUUGACAAGAAAGGAUGGUAUCACUGAGAAUGAAAGAAUCAUGCGAGAUGUUGAUUUUCAUGACCCUACUAAUAACUCCGCUAGUAAGUCAAAAGAUACUCGUUGGGUGGAGUAUCCUAUUGUCUUGGCUGGUCCCCACAUAUCUGGUAGAGACGAAAAUGGUUUAACUCUUCCGCUUCCUGCGGAUUUUUCCGCUUACAAUCCUUGGGUGUUCAGGUGGACUGAGGAACUUGACGUUGCUGCGAAAUUGAAGAAGAAGGCUAAGAAAACGUCUCAAGUGUCACCUUCGCAGGAUAAUGAAGUGGAAGCUGUAGGUGCUAAGGGUAAGGUCUUAAUUUGCUUAUUAUCAGAAGCAAUGGAUUUUGUUACUCCCAUCAUCGACAUAAUCUCACGUCUAUGGAAUUGUUCUGCUACACAUAGAAAUUAUCUCUUUGAGCUAAAACAAAAUUUAAAUGCUUUAGAGAGUUCCUUCACGAAACUGAAAGAUCGAAGAGAUGAUGUGAAGGCAAGGGUUCGUACUGCGGAGUCAAACCCAAUGGAGCCAGCAAAACGUACCCAUGAAGUUAGUGGUUGGCUCCAAAGAGUAGAAACCUUGGAACAAGAAAUAGAAAACAUACUGCAACAAGGUAUCAGGAAUGAAGGAGAAAGCUAUUUUAGGUUCUGGGGUCAAAAAAACUGUUGUAAUGGUUACAAACUUGGUAAGAUAGUGGUGGAAAAGCUAAACAAUGCCAACAAAUUCUGGAAUGAAGGUGUCUUCCAAGUCUUGGUUGAUAAAUCUGAAGCCGAUGUUGUUCGAGAGAUGUCCACAAACCGAGUUGUGGCAAUGGAGUCAAAGUUGGAGGAAAUAUGGAAGUUGUUGGCUGAUGAGGAAAGUCUUGUGAGAAUUAUCGGCGUUCAUGGAAUGGGUGGAGUCGGAAAAACAACUCUUCUGAAGAAUGUAAACAAUGAGUUUCUGAAAAGAAACCAUCAUUUUGAUAAAGUCAUUUGGGUUGUGGUUUCUCAAGUUUUAAACAUUAAAAUUAUUCAAAAACAAAUGGGGAAGUCACUCGGGUUGUCAUGGUCAGAGGAAACAAAUAUAUAUGAUAGAGCCUUUGAUAUAAUGCAAGUGUUAAAGAAGAAAAGUUUUGUGUUGUUGUUGGAUGAUAUAUGGGAAAGAGUUGAUUUACAAAUAAUUGGGAUUCCAAAUGUCAAAAUUACAACUCAAGAACUAACCAAGUCUAGAGUUAUAUUCACUACCAGAUCGGAGUCUGUGUGUGGGUUUAUGCAAGCUGAUGAGAUUAUCAAAGUAACUUGUUUAGAUUGGGAUGAUUCGUGGCUUCUUUUUCAACAAAAUGUCAGCGAAAGAGCGCUAAGUUUCCAUCCAGAAGUAUCAGAGCUUGCUAUAAAAGUUGCGAAAGAAUGUCUAGGUCUUCCUCUAGCACUAGUAACUAUUGGUAUGAAGGAUAGAGUAUUAGCAAUAUUGAAGUUCAGCUAUGAUAACUUGGAAAAUGAAAAAAUGAGGUCUUGUUUCUUAUAUUUCUCGUUAUACCCAGAAAACUAUGCAAUUCAAAAAGAAGAAGUAAUUAAACUUUGGAUAGGAGAAGGAUUCUUAGAUGAAGUGGAUGAUAUAAAUGAAGUCUAUAACGAAGGUCAUGAUGUUAUUGAAAGUCUCAGAAGUGCAUGUUUGUUAGAUAGUGGGAAUAGUAAAAAUGAGGUCAAGAUGCAUGACGUAGUUCGUAGUUUGGCAAUUUGGAUAGCCUCGGACCUUGGAAGAAAAAAAGGUAAGUACUUAACUCAUACGAUCCAUGAUAUAGUUUACAGAUGUGAAAAGGCAGAGAAGAUCUGUAUGGUAGAUCAUAAAUAUGGUGCAGUUUUUUAUGGAAAACCAAAUUGGUUGAAUCUCUCAACUCUAUUGCUUCAAAGAAGUAACCUGAAUGGUAUGUCUAACGACUUUUUUCAAUUUAUGCCGAUGCUGAAAGUUUUAGAUAUGUGUGGUACAAGUAUCAAUAAGCUCCCAGAAAGUAUUUUUUCUCUGAAGGAAUUACAGUAUUUAGAUCUAUCAUAUGUAUCUGGUGUAACUGAACUAACUUGGGGGUCUCUAGUUUCACUUCCAAAAUUAAAAGUGCUCGACUUAUUUAAUACAAGCGUAUUCAACUGGGAAAGAGGAUCAAGAAUAAGCGAAUUGGAAAGCUUGAAAGAUUUAUAUUAUCUCGGAAUCAACCUACAAACAGAUCUUGCUCUUCAAAUAUUAGUAAGUAGUCAAAUAUUGUGUCUAUGCACAAACUGGUUAAAAUUGUUUCAUUGUGCCGGUUUGAAAACCCUCGUUUUAUCACAGCCGUCUUUUCCACCAUCAUCACAAAUAUCACUAGUGGUUAGUCUGGCAAACAUGGUUCGUUUAAAAACACUUGAUCUGGAAAGGUGUUUUAAUUUAGAAGAGUUAAGAAUCGUGAAUCGGGUAGGUAUGGAAGAACAUACGGUUAAUUUGUUCACAACUUUGGAGACAUUUAGCAUGGAUGGCAUGCUGAAGUUUAAGAUUGUGCUAGAUGUGCCUCCACGGUCGAGGUUCUGCUUUGCGAACCUUAAAUAUGUAAGUAUUAGGAGAUGUCCAGAAUUGAAGAAGGUAAUGUUUAACACCAAUACUGUGAUCCUUCAGACAUUAAAGAAGAUUGAAGGAGAGAAGCAAUGGUGGGAAAGCCUAGAAUGGGAAGAUGAAACCACCAAAUCUAAUCUUGCUCCUUAUUUUCGUGAAUCUAAUUAG
This is a messenger RNA of Papaver somniferum (opium poppy), 2841 nucleotides long. RefSeq names its product probable disease resistance protein At1g15890. Gene Ontology annotation, molecular function: ADP binding; protein binding; ATP hydrolysis activity. Lineage: Eukaryota; Viridiplantae; Streptophyta; Magnoliopsida; Ranunculales; Papaveraceae. The transcript is spliced from 5 exons. The record is from RefSeq and is a predicted model, not a curated record. Bases 1 to 2841 code for a protein of 946 amino acids.